This is a messenger RNA of Acanthopagrus latus (yellowfin seabream), 7091 nucleotides long. RefSeq lists its product as uncharacterized. The record is from RefSeq and is a predicted model, not a curated record. Gene Ontology annotation, biological process: inflammatory response; innate immune response; regulation of apoptotic process. The transcript has 40 exons. Bases 288 to 6026 code for a protein of 1912 amino acids. Lineage: Eukaryota; Metazoa; Chordata; Actinopteri; Spariformes; Sparidae. Gene Ontology annotation, molecular function: protein binding. Gene Ontology annotation, cellular component: cytoplasm.
UCCUCGCAGGUUCCCUGCUCGGGCCCUAAUAACAUUCUUAAGCUUCACCUGACAGGAGCUGGGAGGGACCGCUGAGGGAGCACUGGGCCGCUUGUGAGUGCUGUGGGACGGGGGAGUGCUUUCACGUCAGAGUCCCCGGAAAUCUCAAAUAACACCAGAAAAAGUCGUUAGAUUUGUCGCUAGUCGUUAAGUUGGCAACACUGUCCGAGGCUGUGCAGUUAAAUGGACACUGGUUUGAGGAGUAAAGAGCUGCUUGAUCCUCAGCAGUAGUGACUGAUGUAAAUACAAUGGCAGAAGCUGCAGGAGCUGGUGUAGAUACCAAGCCAGAAGCUGAACACUUUGUGGAUAAACAUCAGUCUGAGCUGAUCAAGAGAGUCAGCAACGUUGGACCCAUUUUGGAUGAGCUCCUCUGCCGAAAUGUCAUCCAACAAGAGAGUUAUGAUGAAAUCAAGACUCUGCCCACUGCUGAGGAGAAGAUGAGGGAGCUCAUCAGUGGGCCACUGAAAUCCAUUCCAGGAAAAUAUAUCUUCUAUCAAAUCCUGAUUGAAAAUGAGCCAUUUCUGGUAGAGGACCUCAAGAGAAUGGAUGCUGAAGUGGUGACAGUGGGAACUAUUAAAGAGCUGCUCUUGAAAACACUGACUGAUCUGAGUUAUGAGGAGCGACAGAACUUCAAGUGGUUUCUGCAGUUCACACUGUUCCAGAGGAGCCUUCCACAGAUUCCCUGGAGCAGACUGCUGGAGGAAGACAUGGCAGAGUCCCUGGUGGAUGUGAUGGUGGAGAAAUGCGGUCAAAAGUCUUUGGAGGUGAUCAGGGAGGUUUUAAUGGACAUGAACUGGACUGAUCUGGUGCAGAGGCUGUCAGAGGGGCUUGAAGCUGCUGCAGGAUCAUCAGGUGAAGUGUUUGGUGUGAAUACCACAGAGAAAGAGAAAUACUAUGUGGAAGAAGAUCGGCCUGCACUGAUCCAGAAAGUGAGUGAUAUCACAUCUGUCUGCGAGGUGGAAUCGAUGGAGUCUGUUAUAGAGCUGCUUGUGGAAACACUAAAAGAUUUGAGUGUUGCAGAGCUCAAGGAGUUUAUCGGUGCCCUGUUGAGUCAACCUGAGUUCCACAGACCCUUUUUAAGCAUACCACUGAAGCUGCUACAGACAGCACACAUGCAGGACACAGUGUUUUUUAUGGUGCAGAUCCGCGGCCAAAAGUGUGUGAAGAAGACAGAGGAUAUUUUGAAGACGAUGAAGAGGACUGAUCUGGUGCAGAGGUUGUCAGAAAGAGGCUCAGAAUCCAAAAAGAAACACUCUGCAGAUGAACAUCGCUCUGCACUGAUCCACAAAGUAGCAACAAUAGCAGCUGUUCAACAGCUGCUUUUGGAAAUCCUGAAUGAUUUGAGUAAGAAGCAGCUCAAGAAAUUCAAGAAUAUUCUGCAGUCGACUGUCUCCCAGAAGAACCUCCCAGAUAUCUCAUGGAUGUUUAAUUACAGAGCAGAUAUAGUGAAUCAGAUGGUUCACACCUACGGCCAACAGUCUGUGGAGUUAACCAGGGAGGUUUUAAUGGAUAUGAAGAGGACUGAUCUGCUUCAGAUGUUGUCAAAGCCCAGCUCAGGACUCAAAGAGAAACAUCGGCCUUCACUGAUACAGAGAGUGGAAACGAUGGAGUCUGUCAUAGAGCUGCUUUUGAAAGCACUGAAAGAUUUUACUAAAGCAGAGCUCAAGACAUUCAAGAGCACCCUACAUCCAAUUUACCAUGAGGGACAUUCAUCCGUCAGAUCCAUGCAGCAGAAAGCAAAAUACAUCCCAUUGCUGGAUAUAGCAGACAUGCAGGGCACAGUGUGUUUAAUGGUGCAGUACUAUGGUCAACAGUCUGUGGAGGUGACCAAAGAGAGUUUAAAGAAGAUGAAAAGGACUAAUCUGGUGCAGAGGUUGUCAGACAGCAGCUCAAGACCCAAAAAAAAAUUCCGGUCUGCACAGAUCAAAAAAGCUGCGAUGAUGGGUGCUGUUAAAGAGCUGCUUUUGGAAACACUCAAUGAUCUGAGUUAUGAAGAGCAGAAGAACUUAAAGUGGUUUCUGCAGUUCACGUUAUUCCAGAGGAGCCUUCCACAGAUUCCCUGGAGCAGACUGCAGAAGGAAGAUAUGACAGAGUCCCUGGUGGAUGUGAUGGUGGAGAUAUACGGUCAAAAGUCUGUGCAGGUGAUCAGGGAGGUUUUAAUUGGCAUGAAUCGGACUGAUCUGGUGCAGAGGCUGUCAGAGACCAACUCAGGACUCGAAGCUGCUGCAGGAUCAUCAACUGAAGUGUUUGGUAUGAAUACCACAGAGAAAGAGAAACACUCUGUGGAAGAAGAUCGGCCUGUACUGAUCGAGAAAGUGGAAACAAUGGAGUCUGUCAUAGAGCUGCUUUUGGAAACACUGAAAGAUUUGAGUGAAGCAGAGCUCAAGAUGUUCAAGUGGAACCUGCAUCCAAUUUACGCACAUGCAGCCUCAUCUGUUGAAUCGGUGCAGCAGGAAACAAAAUGCAUCCCAUUUGACCUGCUAAAUAUAGCAGACAUGCAGGGCACAAUGUGUUUAAUGGUUCAGUACUGUGGCCAACAGUCUGUUGAGAGGGCCAAAGAGAUUUUAAAGGAGAUGAGAAGGACUGAUCUGGUGCAGAGGUUGUCAGACAGCAGCUCAAGACCCAAAACUCCUUUUAUUCUUUCUUUCCCCUCAGAAAAACUCUCUGUGGAUGAACUCCAGUCUGUACUGAUCAACAAAGCUGCCACGAUGAGGGCUGUUAAAGAGCUGCUUUUGGAAACACUCAAUGAUCUGAGUUAUGAGGAGCAAAAGAACUUUGCAUGGUUUCUGCAGUUCACAUGCUUCCAGAGGAGCCUUCCACAGAUUCCCUGGAGCAGACUGCAGAUGAGUUACAUGGCAGAGUCCCUUGUGGAUGUGAUGGUGGAGAAAUACGGUCAAAAGUCUGUGGAGGUGACCAGAGAGGUUCUAAUGGACAUGAACCGGACUGAUCUGGUGCAGAGGCUGUCAGAGACCAGCUCAGAACUCAAAGUUGUCAUUAACUGUGUUGCAGCUGGUGCAGGAUCAUCAGCUGAAGUGUUUGGUGUGAAUACCACAGAGAAAGAGAAACACUCUGUGGAAGAAGAUUGGCCUGCACUGAUCCAGAAAGUGGAAACGUUGGAGUCUGUCAUAGAGCUGCUUUUGGAAGCACUGAAAGAUUUGAGUGAGGAAGAGCUUGAUAUGUUCAAGAGCACCCUGCAUCCAUUUUACCUACUGGAACAUUCAUCCUCCAAAUCGAUGCAGUGGAAAGCAAAAUACAUCCCAUUUGACCUGCUGGAUAAAGCUGACAUGCAGGGCACAGUGUGUUUAAUGGUGCAGUACUGUGGCCAACAGUCUGUGGAGAUGACCAAAGAGAGUUUAAAGAAGAUGAAAAGGACUGAUCUGGUGCAGAGGUUGUCAGACAGCAGCUCAAGACCCAAAAAAAAACUGUCUGUGGAUGAACUCCAGUCUGCACUGAUCAAGAAAGCUGCAAUGAUGGGUGCUGUUAAAGAGCUGCUUUUGGAAACACUCAAUGAUCUGAGUUAUGAGGAGCAAAAGACCUUCACAUGGUUUCUGCAGUUCACAUUCUUCCAGAGGAGCCUUCCACAGAUUCCCUGGAGCAGACUGCUGGAGGAAGACAUGGCAGAGUCCCUGGUGGAUGUGAUGGUGGAGAAAUACGGUCAAAAGUCUGUGCAGGUGACCAGAGAGGUUUUAAUGGACAUGAACCGGACUGAUCUGGUGCAGAGGCUGUCAGAGACCAGCUCAGGACUCGAAGCUGCUGCAGGAUCAUCAGCUGAAGUGUGUGGUGUGAAUACCACAGAGAAAGAAAAACACAAAGAAGAUCGGCCUGUACUGAUCCAGAAAGUGGAAUCGAUGGAGUCUGUUAUAGAGCUGCUUUUGGAAACACUGAAACAUUUGAGUGUUGCAGAGCUCGAGGAGUUUAGAGAUGCCCUGUUGAGUCAACCUGAGUUCCACAGACACUUCUUAAGCACCCCAUGGAUGUGGCUACAGACAGCACACGUGCAGGACACAGUGUUUUUAAUGGUGCAGAUCUGCGGCCAAAAGUGUUUGGAGAUGACAAAGUAUAUUUUAAUGAUGAUGAUGAGGACUGAUCUGGUGCAGUGGUUGUCCGACAGAGGCUCAGGAUCCAAAAAGAAACACUCUGCAGAUGAACAUCGCUCUGCACUGAUCCACAAAGUAGCAACAAUUGCAGCUGUUCAACAGCUGCUUUUAGAAACCCUGAAUAAUUUGAGUUACAAGGAGCUCGGGGAAUUCAAGGAAAUUCUGCUGUCGAUUGUCUCCAAGAAGGUCCUCCCAGAUUCAUUGAUGUGGAGUUACAGAGCAGACAGAGCGGAUAUGGUGAAUGAGAUGGUUCACACCUACGGCCAACAGUCUGUGGAGUUAACCUGGGAGGUUUUAAUGGUCAUGAAGAGGACUGAUCUGGUUCAGAGGUUGUCAAAGCCCAGCUCAGGACUCAAAGACAAACACUCUGUGGAUGAACACCUGUCUGAACUGAUGCAGAAAGGAGCAACGAUCACAACAGACAGAGAGAGGCUUUUGGAUGUGCUGGCACAGUUGAAACAACAGGAAUUCAAAGAAUUCAAGUGGUUCCUGCAGAAGAGUGACAUCCUGACAGGCCUCCCAGGCAUCCCACGUCACCGACUGGAGGAGGGAGACAUGUUUGACGUGGUGGAUCUGAUGCAGCAGACCUACAGCCAACAGUCUGUGGAGCUGACCAAGAAGGUUUUAAUGGACAUAAGCAGAUAUGAUCUGGUUCAGAGGUUGUCAAAGCCCAGCUCAGGACUCAAAGGUCCUUCCAGAGGCCUCGAGCAUGAGGACAUUGGGAGUGCUAUGCAGGACUCCAGUGACUGGACUAAACUUGAACCUGAAGUGAACAGUACAGAUGCAGAUGAGGCUCCAACUUACAGCCUUCAAUCUGAGGCAGGAAACUUUGAGUGCAGUGUCUCUGGUUUGCGCUGGGUCUGUAAGGAGAAGGUCAGUUUUAAGUACCAGUUUUGCUCUUGGGAGGAACCUAUGGAGAGGAUGAAGAGCAUGAAAUACAUGCUUGCAGGUCCCCUUAUUGACAUUACAGUCAAUGCUGGGAAGCUGGAUGAAGUGUUCCUGCCACACUGGAUCUGCAUAGAUGACAACCCUGAAAUUAGACACAAGUUUGCAGUCCUACACAUCGAUGACUGUGGAGACGUUGUGGAAAAAGUGGCUGAGGUCACAUCGUCACAUGUCAAGUUAUCAGAACCAGUUUUUUCUCCACGAGCGGUCCUGAUGAAAGUCGGCUUUCCUGUGAAGAUAAGCUGUGAUGUGUUAAUAUACUAUCGACCCAACACACCAUUCCUCAAACUCCACGUGUACCUGAUCCCACAUGAUCCUGCUCUAAAACAGGCGCUGAACAAGAAGAAAUUCUCUGAAGGAUUUGAACUAAUCCAGAAGUCACGCCCAGACAUUUACCUGAAAAUGCAGCAGGGUUUUAACCUCGGAGCAGACUUGGACACUGCCAGAAUUCUCCCAGAGAGAAUAACCCUCAGAUAUGAUAGCCAAGACCCAAAUUUCUAUGAAGUGUUCAUUGAGAAGCCAGGAAGGAACUUCUACCUUAACCUCUCCCACAUAAGUAAGAGUGGACAACGGUAUGAACAAGUAUGGACCUGUGAAAUUCGCAAAGAUGACUAUCAAAACUGUGCUCGUUUAGAAGACAAACAUUCUGUGGAUGAACACCUGCCUGAACUGAUGCAGAAAGGAGCAACAAUCACAACAGACAGAGAGAGGCUUUUGAAUGUGGUGGCACAGUUGAAACAACAGGAAUUCAAAGAAUUCAAAUGGUUCCUGCAGGACAGUGACAUCCUGACAGGCCUCCCAGGCAUCCCACAUCACCGACUGGAGGAGGGAGACAUGUUGGACGUGGUGGAUCUGAUGCUGCAGACCUACAGCCAACAGUCUGUGGAGCUGACCAAGAAGGUUUUUCAGAAAAUACACAGGAAUGAUCUGGUGCAGAAGCUAUAAGACGUCAGCUUUCAUUGAAUAGAUACUGGCUGGAAAUCAUCCACAUGUUGAACUGAUGAAUUAUGACGCAAAACAAAAUGCAACUACUCAGGUACUACACAGUACUGCGAUCUUUAGCACAAAGGAGGAGGUGUUGAUGUAUGAGCACAUUAUUCAGAGUUUUUUAUUCAUGUCAGUCAAACUGAAUUUCUAAAGUUUUUAAACUUGAAUAGUGAAAUUAUUGUAACUUUUUUUAUACAGGAAAACAAUGCAGCAGUCAAAAUGUGCUGCUAUUAUUUUCAAGCAACAGUGUGUGAAAGUCUUAUAGUCAAACGGUUAUGAAGGGAAGGAAUGCAUGCACAUAACAGUGUUUAAAAAAUGACAUGUACAAAUGGAACAAAUGCUUCAGAAAUAAAAAACUAGCGUGUCAGUUACAGAACAUCUGGGGCCAAAUGUGUAAACUAAACUGUGUAUUCAGGUGUAGAAAUCUGUGUACAAACUAUAGAUUAAAUCAAAGACAAUUUAAGAAAAUAAAAAUCACUUUUCUUUUGCCAACUUGCGACAUCACACUAAUACUAAAGGUGUUUACGAUGUGUACCAGUGUGCACAUUCUCAACCGUGGAUUUUUAUACAUUUGGAAAUCUGUGGAAAGUAGCAUAGAUUAAUUUUUUCGCGAAGAAAGUCAAAUUCAAACGUGAUGAAUUACUCUUCUUCUCCUGUGAUUCAUGUUUUGAAUCAUUUGAGGUCUGUGAUCUGACUUCAUAACACCAACCUAAAUAAAACAAUAAAAAUUGGUCAUUGUUAAUAAAUUAUGUACAGUUUUGACCUCAAUGUAUUUUUUAUUCUCACGUUUAUUAUAUAUUUUUUAUUUUUGUCUUUUUAUAUUACCUUAUUUUUGAACUGUACAUUUGUCUUGAACUUUCUGAUGUCUUACAUAAAGCACUUUGAAAUGCCUUGUUGAUGAAAGGUGCUGUACAAUAAUCUGAAUUUAUCAGGCAGCCAUUAACUGUUUGUUGAACAAGGAUUGUUCGAAAUGUUUUGUAUUUUAAGAUUUGCAAUAAAUUUACCCGAUUUCUCUGUGAGUUU